CUGCAGAGAAGUUUCUCUUUCACGAUUCACCACUCAACCUUGCGCGCGCAAACCACAAUUCCUCGGGCCUGCUUUCCUUCCUGGCACAAAACCCACUGCCCUCAUCUUACGAACCUUACGAUUGAACGCUUAUAUACAUUCCUUCCAAACCACCUCGACAGGCCCGCUCACGCCUCCAGAUACACACCCUCACCCUCACCCUCACCCUUCACCCUCACCCCUUAGCCCCUUCGCCAUGGCUGCAGAUGCCCCUCGGCAAUGCGUCCCUUUGACCUGCCACGGCCACUCGCGCCCCGUCCCUCAUAUCGCCUUUUCCGGCCUGCAGAAGGAUGGAGGUUACUACCUGAUCUCCGCUUGUAAAGACAACAACCCCAUGCUUCGCGACGGCCAGACUGGAGAUUGGAUCGGUACCUUUAUUGGACACAAGGGCGCAGUCUGGCAAGCAAGAUUGAGCCACGACGCAUCCUCCGCCGCGACUGCCUCGGCCGAUUUCACUGCCAAGGUCUGGGAUCCUCAUACUGGUGAAUGCCAAUACACCAUCGCCCACAACCACAUUGUCCGAGCCGUGGCAUACCCACCCGACAGCUCCGACCUCAUUGCUACCGGUGGCUAUGAAAAGAAGCUGCGCAUCUUCGACUUGUCUGAGGCAUCCGUCUCUGCCCCUCCAACAAACCCCGAAAACGGCGAUGGCAAGGCCGCCGACGGUGUCGCAAUCAAGGCCGAGUCUGGCUUUGAGAUCGGCGCCGGAACCCAUCAGGCCUCCAUCAAGUUCAUCGUCUGGACAAGGGACUCGAAUAUUCUCGUUACUGCUGCUGGCAACACUCUGCGCUGGUUCGACCUCCCCUCCCGCAGCGUGAUCAAGGAGGAGAUUCUAGACGGCGAGAUUGGCUCCUGCGAGUUCAAUUCUCCUGCUCCAGAGCUGCUCGAGAACUCGGACAUCGGUGCUGGCUUGCCUGUUCUUGCUGUUGCUGCUGGCAAGACCGUCUACUUCUGGGGCGGCCCCCAGGCCAUGGACGAGCUCAAGCGCGCCAAGCUGGGUUACAAGGUUGCCAGCGCUGCUGUUGAUACCAAGGGCAGAAGAUUCAUCGUUGGUGAGGAUACUCCAUCUACCUGGGCUCGAGUCCAUCGGUGGGACGACGACAGCGAAUACGACAUCCACAAGGGCCACCACGGCCCCGUAUGGUCAUUGGCUUACGCACCCGACAACAAGCUCUACGCCACUGCCUCCGAAGAUGGUACUAUCAAACUGUGGAAAAACUGCGAUGGACCAUAUGGUCUUUGGCGACUCGGCGACGCGCAGCCCGCUGCCUAGGAUGGCGGCGUGCCUCUUCAACGAAGUUCGUCCAGAGACGUCAAGUCUUAUAGUAACGAGAACGAAUGUCCCUUGCAGAUAGGGGUACCGGGGCCAACCAUUUUUGACCCUCAAGACGAUUAUGUCCUCGUCGACAAGAAGGUGCCCAAGCCUAAGCGCUGCAUAUCAUUGCGCGAUACAGAGGGGCAG
Messenger RNA from Truncatella angustata, 1501 nucleotides. Its product is annotated as WD40-repeat-containing domain protein. Gene Ontology annotation, cellular component: SMN complex. The record is from RefSeq and is a predicted model, not a curated record. The transcript is spliced from 3 exons. Gene Ontology annotation, biological process: spliceosomal snRNP assembly. The coding region runs from base 236 to 1312 and encodes 358 amino acids. NCBI's taxonomy places the organism in Eukaryota, Fungi, Ascomycota, Sordariomycetes, Amphisphaeriales, Sporocadaceae. Gene Ontology annotation, molecular function: protein binding; RNA binding.